This is a messenger RNA of Lethenteron reissneri (Far Eastern brook lamprey), 536 nucleotides long. Its product is annotated as ell-associated factor Eaf-like. The record is from RefSeq and is a predicted model, not a curated record. NCBI's taxonomy places the organism in Eukaryota, Metazoa, Chordata, Hyperoartia, Petromyzontiformes, Petromyzontidae.
UGGUGUUGGGGGUGAGAGGCAGCAGCAGGAGGCGGAGUCGUGCCUCUACAAGAGUGACAGAGUCGCCACGACUCCGCCUGAGUCUUCACCGUCUCCAGCAAGCAUGGAGCAGCCACCGCAGACACUCAUUGCGAACCCCGAAAUCGGAAGGGUGUCUGGAGGUCGCAUCGUGAAGAUGUAUUUCAUUGGCGCCGUGCUCUCUGCACUGGCGCUGAUGCUGGUCUUUGCAGACAAGAUUAGUUCAGCAGCAGCACAGGACGUGGAAGAGGAGGACAUGGAGGAGGAAGAGCUGCAGCAGCAUCAUCAUCAAUAUCACGAUAAUGAUCAUCAUCAGCAGCAGCAUCAUCAGCAGCAGGAGCAGCAGCAGCUCGAGUCGGAAGCCGACCCGUGCUGCCAGGCUGAGCUGAUGUCCAAGCUGACGAGUAGCUCCCACCAGGAAACUCGCAGCGAGCGGUGUCUGGCGGCGUGACGAUGGUGGAGAUUGAGGAGGAGAUGGAGGGGGAGACAUCGAGAGGGAGACGGUGUCUGGCGGCGUG